UGGGCAGACAUAAAGACUUCCACGUUAUUUUUUUCCGCUCUCAGUUGCCUAAAGACUGAAGUGCAGGUAAAAGGUGUUUAAAGAGGACUUUAUCUCGACUGUAGCUGCGGAAAUCAAGAUUAUGUUCCUGUCAGAGAUUCAGACGUAGCGGAGAAUAAAUCCGGAACGAUCUCCGUUUGUGUAUGGAGGGGCAGGGACUCCAACCUCAUGCCGUUUGUUUUCCGUGUAGAGGAUCUGCUGUGUCUUGGGACCGAUGCAGACGCCUCCUCAGAUCUUCUCGGUCAGUGCCUGCUCUUGGGUCAGCAGAUUUUGUCGCUUUCAAGCUGAUUCCUUGGAGGUACCUGAAACCAUGUCAGUCAGCGUCCAUGAAAACCGCAAGUCAAGGACGAGCACAGGCUCCAUGAACAUCUCGCUGUUCCACAAGCCCUCGCAUCCCGACAGCGUCCUGACGCACCUUAAUACCCUCCGCAAACAGUGCAUGUUUACAGAUGUGACUUUAUGGGCCGGAGAUCGUUCCUUUCCUUGCCAUCGGGCGGUUUUGGCAGCUUGCAGUCGCUACUUCGAAGCGAUGUUCAGCGGAGGCCUCCGUGAAAGUCUGGACAGCGACGUCAACUUCCGCGAUAGCGUGCACCCAGAGGUCCUGGAGCUACUUUUGGACUUUGCUUACUCGUCACGGGUCAUCAUCAACGAGGAGAACGCAGAAUCGCUUCUCGAAGCCGCAGAUAUGCUACAGUUCCACGAUAUCCGCGAUGCCGCUGCAGAGUUCCUCGAAAAGAACCUUCACUCUUCUAACUGCCUGGGUAUGAUGCUUCUGUCCGAUGCUCAUCAGUGCAAGCGCCUGUAUGAACUCUCGUGGAGGAUGUGCCUGGUUCACUUUGAAGCUGUUCGGGACACUGAAGACUUUUACGGAUUGUCGAAGGACAAGCUUUUAGACCUGAUACUCAGCGACGAGCUGGAGAUCGAGGACGAGCAGAUAGUGUUCAACGCGGUCAUGCGCUGGGUCAGGUAUGAUUUAGAUAGUCGCAGAGACUACCUCCCCGAGCUUCUCCGGGGAAUCCGUCUUGCGCUUUUGCCCUCAGAGUGCCUCAUCGAGGCCGUGGCUUGCGAGGAACUGGUCAUGUCAGACAAGCGGAGUCGGCAGAUCGUCGAAGAGGCCAUCCAAUGCAAGAAGAAGAUCCUGCAGAACGAUGGAGUCGUCACCAGUCCGUGUGCGAGGCCACGCAAAGCUGGUCACACCUUGCUUAUUCUUGGAGGCCAGACCUUCAUGUGCGAUAAAAUCUACCAAGUGGAUCACAAAGCAAAAGAAAUCAUACCCAAGUCGGACUUACCCAGUCCAAGAAAGGAAUUUAGCGCGUGCGCCAUUGGAUGCAAGGUCUACGUGACUGGAGGAAGAGGCUCGGAAAAUGGCGUGUCAAAAGAUGUUUGGAUAUACGAUACGGUCCAUGAGGAAUGGUCUAAAGGUGCGCCCAUGUUAAUAGCACGAUUCGGUCAUGGAUCCGCAGAACUGGAAAACAGCCUUUAUGUAGUCGGAGGUCACACCGCUAUAGCCGGCGUCUUUCCUGCUUCCCCUUCGGUAUCUUUGAAACAAGUAGAACGUUAUGACCCUCUGACCAACAAAUGGACCAUGAUGGCGCCGCUCAGAGAUGGCGUCAGUAAUGCGGCAGUGGUCAGUGCUAAGCUAAAGCUGUUUGUUUUUGGUGGGACUACCAUUCACAGGGACAAGGCUUCCAAAGUCCAGUGCUACGAUCCUCUGGAGAACCGAUGGACCAUAGCAGCGGAAUGUCCUCAGCCGUGGCGGUACACCGCAGCCGCCGUGUUAGGAAGCCAGAUUUUCAUCAUGGGCGGUGAUACGGAGUUUACCGCUGCUUCUGCUUACCGAUUCGACUGUGAAACCAACCAGUGGACACGUGUCGGAGACAUGACGUCUAAAAGGAUGAGCUGCCAUGCCGUAGCCUCGGGGAACAAACUCUAUGUGGUCGGAGGCUACUUUGGGACACAGCGCUGUAAGACACUGGACUGCUACGAUCCAACGUCGGACAGCUGGAACAGCAUCACUACAGUGCCUUAUUCGCUCAUUCCUACUGCUUUUGUUAGCACCUGGAAGCAUCUGCCUGCCUAGCAGUCUCAAAAUGGAGGAUGGACUCGAAUGAGGUGUUCACGUUUCCAGACGACGUUACCGAGCGAGCGGGCGAGUGUGCGUGCCAUGUCUGCGCUUCUAAUAAUCAAACGGAUAAACAAACGAAGAGCGUCUCGGAUCGCUUACAGAGAGGAUCUCGUCAGUUACCAAACAGGAGGCGUGAACACACGCUGACCUCUCGCACCGAAAGGUUUCUGGGAAAUCCGUCACUUUUGACUUGAAAAUGCACAUUCUUUGGCGACACGCCUGUACUACCUUCCAUAAGUAAAAAAUAAUAAUAAUAAUAAUAAACUGUGAAGCAAAAGUGAAGCCUAUGGAACUCGACAGCACAACGUUCUCAAGGACUUUUGGUUACUGGAGAAAUGCAUCGCGGUUCAUUUGUUUAAAAAGACGAUGACUUUGCACACACACUACGAGUCGAUGAGGGUUGUUUAACGUUAAAUCAAACUUUAUUUCUUUGAAUACGUGUGAAGAUAAAGGCAUGCGCCGAUAAUCGGUUGUACGAUAUAUCACGAUAUUGAGCACCGUGUCGAAUUUUCUUUUCAGCUAGACUCGCACAUUAAAAAUUCUCCAGAAACGAUUUGCCUAGCCAGCAGUAACGCAUCACCUAGUGUUAAGCUCCGCCUCUUCUCGAUUUCCAUUGGUCGCCACAUUUAACCCGUCAGUCAUUCCUGCCUCCAUCCACACAGCGAGAAAAAUAUGACGCGGAGACUCUCUACCGUGAACAUGUGCGAUGCGGCUUGUUAAAUACAGAAUAUUUGUAAAUACUGUUUAACGAAGCGUCUGUAAAUAUGUCGUUUUAUAAUCCUGGCGAGCGUUAACGAGACACUACAGAUGUUUGCUUACGGUUAAAAUGUGGCCCGGACCCACGACAGAUGACCGUCUCGCACGUUAUCGUGAGCAUGUUGUUAAGAAACGGACGAAAACGGUCACGUUCGAAGAAACUCCGGUGCCGUGACCCGGGUGAUCGAUACAAGAACACUAUUUUAAAGCAUGUGAACAGUGUUGCGCUUUAUAUUGCGACGUAUCGUAUGAACGAUUAUCAGCGCACGCCUUCUGAAGGACGAGGGGAGUUUUUACAGGAUUUUUAUAGGAUGUGAAAUUUAGACUGAGGAAAAUGUUUUAUUUUAAAGUUUAAUAAGCGACUUUUCCACUUGGAAAGGCACAUUUUUGGGACUGUGUGUUAUUGAAGAUUGAACUCCUGCUCCAUGGGUUUUUCCUUCUUUCUUUUUUUUUGGCUGUUAAUCUGCUCUGCUGGAAAGUUGAAGGUUUGAAAUAAAUGACUUCCUGAUGCUUGUGA
This is a messenger RNA of Ictalurus punctatus (channel catfish), 3437 nucleotides long. RefSeq names its product kelch-like protein 25 (gene enc2). Gene Ontology annotation, molecular function: protein binding. The record is from RefSeq and is a predicted model, not a curated record. The transcript is spliced from 4 exons. Lineage: Eukaryota; Metazoa; Chordata; Actinopteri; Siluriformes; Ictaluridae. Bases 254 to 2119 code for a protein of 621 amino acids.